This is a messenger RNA of Schistosoma margrebowiei, 1164 nucleotides long. The record is from the annotation of a GenBank genome assembly. NCBI's taxonomy places the organism in Eukaryota, Metazoa, Platyhelminthes, Trematoda, Strigeidida, Schistosomatidae.
GUUUGACCUUCAAUUGCUCAGUAACCUCCACGAUGGACGAUGCCACUGGAUCAUUGACUUUUCAGUGCACGGAUUGAUUAAAGUUAGUAGUAUUUCUGUUUUCCAGACAAAUUUACCAGUCUUCUUUCUAAUAUCAUUUUCUAACUUCAUGCAAUGGUCAAUUUUUUCACCACUUAAGAUUGUUCUAAAAUUUCUAACCACUAAUAUACUAGUGGUUAGUCAUCUAGGUAGAUGACCUUUUCCAGGGUAAUUUCCCAAGUAAACGAAAUAGGAAAUAGAGGCAAACUCAAGGAAAAUCUUUGAGAUAAUCCAUAUGCAUAUAGAGGACUAAAAAUAGAAUUGUGUGGGUUUACCCCUUUCGCUUUAUGUUUGAAAUGUUGCCGAAUUUCCUCGUUUCGUCUGGCCACAAAUGUUCUCCAUGUUCGCCCUCAUUUCCACUUCAAAACAAAGUUGAGUAGUCUUCAAUUUAUUCUUGUGGACGAGAACGCUUAUAACGUAGACCACUUCUUAUAAUGGUUAUGAAGCAACGUUUAAAACUUGAUCCGAAACUGUUUUUAGCUAAAUUAAAGGGAAAUCGUAAGAAAACUUUUAGUAUGGUGGAGAAAUUAGCGGAACACUCCGUUUUAUUCAAACAACAUGCCAAAGAACUUUCCAAUACAGCAAAAAAUCUUAUCUCUGUUAUGAAAUCUACAGAUGAUCAUACAGUUUAUCUUAAUUCCUUAGUGGAAACAGAACUCAUUAUUUUCUCGUUGAAUGUCAUGUUAAAAUCAUCAGGAGCUCGUCAUAUUUUAGUUGAAAAGGAAUUGUUUGCCUCAUUGAAUGAAUUAGAUCAAUCACUUAACAGUAUUUCACCUCCAUUUAAUGAUGCAACUUUGAGAGAGCUGUCAAUACAGCACCAAAAUCGAGAUCAGCAUAAUUCGAUUGAACGAGGUCCGGGUCCAGUGGGAAUUUUAAAUGACAGUAAUGAUAUUAAAUCAAGUGUAACUAAUCCUAAUGAAGAAGAUUGUCAAAUACCAUCUCAUGUUAAUAAUAAUAAUGUUAUUAAAGCUGAUUGCAGCUCCUCUACUGAGCAGUCAAAACGCAAAUCUUUAAAACGUGUGAGAAAGCUUAGUAGUAAUAAUGAGGAGUGUUUGACCUGUAAAUAAAUCAGUUUUUACAUGAUCA